UUUCCGCCUCCAUUUUGUCUGUUGUGUGUGUGUGUUUCUGAGCCAGUGAGAAGGAAUAACAAACACACUCUCCAACCGGUUUAUUUUAAACACAGGUCGCCAGAAAUGGACGGCAUUGGUGAUGUUGCAGUUGGCGUAAAGAGAGGAUCAGAUGAGUUGCUGUCUGGCAGCAUGUAUAACAGCCCCAGUUCUGGGCUGAGCAGUAUCAGUGAUGGAACGUCCAAUGGCAGCGACAGCAAAAAGCUUAGAGUUGAAGACAGAGUUGGCGACGCUCCACCGUCCCGCGUUCUCCACAUCAGAAAGCUACCCAACGAUGUCUCAGAAACUGAGAUCAUUGCCCUGGGGCUGCCUUUCGGAAAGGUCACCAAUAUCCUCAUGUUGAAAGGCAAAAACCAGGCAUUUCUGGAGUUGAGCACAGAGGAAGCUGCCAUGACGAUGGUCAAUUAUUACUCCGCUGUUACGCCACACCUCCGUAAUGUGCCUGUCUAUAUCCAAUAUUCCAAUCACAAAGAACUCAAGACCGACAAUUCAAACCAGUCAGGUGGGACCUUAGCAUCAGGGUCCAACUCCAUCAUCGGUGGGGGUGCACCUUCCAGUCCAGUGCUGAGGAUAAUCAUCGAUAACAUGUUUUACCCUGUCACUCUGGAUGUCCUGCAGCAGAUCUUCUCAAAGUUUGGCACCGUCAUGAAAAUCAUCACAUUCACCAAGAACAAUCAGUUUCAGGCGUUGUUGCAGUUCAACGAUCCAGCCAAUGCACAGCAAGCUAAAGUGGCCUUAGAUGGUCAGAACAUUUACAACGCUUGCUGUACCCUUCGAAUAGACUACUCAAAACUCAUCAACCUGAAUGUAAAGUAUAAUAAUGAUAAGAGUAGAGAUUACACCAGGCCAGAACUUCCUGCUGGAGAUGGGCAGCCUCCUUUGGAUUCGUCUAUGGCUGCUGCCCUGGGUAAAGACUCCAGCUCCCUGCUCGGUAAGAUCCCAGGUGCUUUAAGCCCGCUGAGUGCUGCUGCUGCUGCCGCGGCCGCUGCUGGAAGAGUCGCACUGUCGGGUCAGUCGGGGUCCGGUGGGGUCCUGCUUGUUAGCAAUCUAAAUGAAGAGAUGGUUACGCCCCACAGUCUGUUUACCCUCUUCGGAGUUUAUGGGGACGUGCAGCGUGUGAAGAUUCUCUUUAAUAAGAAAGACAGCGCGCUGAUACAGAUGUCCGAUAUGAAUCAGGCUCAGCUUGCAAUGAGUCAUUUGAACGGUCAGAAGAUGUAUUCAAAGAUCAUUCGGGUGACAAUGUCAAAACACCAGACUGUUCAGUUACCGAGGGACGGUUUGGAUGACCAGGGCCUCACCAAGGACUUCACAAACUCUCCACUGCAUCGUUUUAAAAAGCCUGGCUCCAAGAACUUCCAGAACAUCUUCCCUCCUUCUGCCACACUACAUCUGUCAAACAUCCCGCAAGACAUAACUGAAGAAGACCUCAAAGUCCUGUUCUCCAACUCUGGUGCCACUGUGAAAGCUUUCAAGUUUUUCCAAGAUCACAAAAUGGCUCUGAUUCAGAUGACAACUAUCGAGGAAGCCAUUCAAUGCCUGAUCGACCUCCACAAUUACAACAUGGGUAAUAACCACCACCUAAAGGUCUCCUUUUCCAAGUCAACCAUCUAAAGGAAUCGGAGAGGUCCUGCAACAUGUGUUGUCUAGCGUUACCUGUACAACUGUUGAAGUACACUGGGGACCACAGUUUGAGAUUUUUUCCAAUUUUCACCUAUCAUUCCUGAAGAAGAUGUUGAAAGAAUGAAAAACAGAAAUAUUGACUGUUUUUGUGGAAAUUUUUACCCCUCAUGCCGUUGUCCUGUUUGAGACAUUUAUACUCUCUUCAGUGGCAGAAAGGUCUUUUGGUGUAAAGUCCGAACUUCUUAUAGUAAGCAGGAAAAGAAUGUGCCUUACAAAACUUGCAUAAAUCUUUUCGUACUUCAUCCACAACCGAGACAGGCUCUGAGGGUGAGAAUAAUACACCGUAAAGUUUUGUUGACAAAAAUCCUUAUCUUUUUCCUUGUGUCUGCUGUGUUUAGCGCGUAAAAGCCUCUCCAAUGGUUUUCUCUUUUGCUUUGUGUUGUUUUGCAUUUUAAAUUUGUUUAAUUUGAAAUGUCCACAAAAAUGUUGUGAUUUUCAAGUGGUCACCACCAUGAGAUGUUAGGUCUGGUCGUAACCCACCACUCCAGCUAAACGUAGCAUCUUUUAAAGGAAAACAAAAACAAAUGGGUGAAAAUUUUGUAUGCAUUGUAAUUGCUCAUUCUUCUCUCUUUCUCCCAGGUGUAUAAGAAUUUAUUUUCUUUCGUACAUUUUAUUGGUCCUAAACAAAAGUUUACGUCAGAGAGUCAAUCCAGAGUUGCAUGGAUUUGAGAAGGCCUUCAUUACUUCCUAAUAUGAUUUGGAAAGACAACCAGAAAGGACCAAAAUUAAUGUGCCUAUAGUCUUAAUUUACUCCCAAGAUUGUGGAGCAUUUUAGUUUACAUCCUCUUUUGGCAGGAGUCCAUGGACAGGCUGAUGAUGGUGAUAUUGGUUGGCAAUGUAAUCUCGCCAUUCUCUUCCACACAUCUUCCACCAAGAUGUUUGAACAUCACAGGUGAACAGCCUAUAUGUUUUUUUUUUUUGUUUUUUUUUUUUUUUUUAUAGAGGUGCAAAAAGUUCUGUACAUUUUCUUUUUUUUAGUUUACUUUUUUACAUCUCCAGGAAUGUAUAUUUGGAAUAGUUUGGAUAAGCGGCACAAUUAAAAGCAAAUUUUUCUAACAAAUUCCGGAAGGUUUGGCUUAGUUGUGUGUUUUGAUCUUUCUAUUUGUCUUUCCUGUUCUCUGCUUUUACCUGUGGCAUGCUCAAUAAACACUUCUGUAUUCAC
Molecule: messenger RNA, 2881 nt
Organism: Myxocyprinus asiaticus (Chinese sucker)
Lineage: Eukaryota; Metazoa; Chordata; Actinopteri; Cypriniformes; Catostomidae
Product: polypyrimidine tract-binding protein 2-like
Exons: 14
Coding region: 106-1650 (514 amino acids)
Biological process (GO): regulation of RNA splicing; mRNA processing
Cellular component (GO): nucleus
Molecular function (GO): mRNA binding
Source: RefSeq, a predicted model, not a curated record